CACCACGCUACCUGACUGCACGGGGCUCUGCUAGAGCAUGGCAGAUGAUCCAAGCCCUCAUUGAGGAGAAGGAUACCUCAACAGAAUGUCAAGGGAACUUUUUGCUGUAUUGGCUCCACAACUUUGACCGGCAAGGCCUCAAUCGCGUGGGUUGGGACGCCUUUGAGCGAGAAGCGGGAAGAGUGCUCGCGCGAACGGGGCGAUACUCCGAUAGUAACAGUGUUUCUCUAACUAGACUUCGUGAUCAGAUAUACAUGAAAAAAGUUUGCGUUAAUUGUUCUUGGAUCAAAUGGGCUUCCAUUCAUUGUGAAGAACCAAGCAUAACCUUCCUUGCCGUAUGUGACUUUUUCCAGGCGAUAUCGAGCGCGUGAUUGCGUCAGCUUGGGUCUAUUUGGACGAAUCACGGGACGGAACGAUAUCUAUGGACGAGGUAGAUGUAGUUGCCUCUGACGUAUUGACGAAAUUUCGUGACUGGUGCAAGCGACACUGGGGGUCAGUUCACCAGACAUUUUCGGCGCUGGAUUUAGGUGGCGAUGGAGACAUGUCCUUCACAAUAUUUCGCACCGCGUGCAAGCGAUGGCCAGGAUUUUCAGACGACGACCUUUCCCUGCUCAUCAAGGUGAUUUCGCCUGGCAUGAAUCACCA
Molecule: messenger RNA, 645 nt
Organism: Amoebophrya sp. A25
Lineage: Eukaryota; Dinophyceae; Syndiniales; Amoebophryaceae
Source: the annotation of a GenBank genome assembly